This is a messenger RNA of Salvia hispanica, 699 nucleotides long. The record is from RefSeq and is a predicted model, not a curated record. NCBI's taxonomy places the organism in Eukaryota, Viridiplantae, Streptophyta, Magnoliopsida, Lamiales, Lamiaceae.
AAAUGAAAUUAAAUAAUUAAAUAUAAAAAUGAAUUUUUUCUUCAAUUGGGAAGGGGGAGGGUGCACAGCACGGUGCUGUGCACCGCAUAGGAUCUCAGCCCGGGGAAUUUAUGCUGAGACACUUAGCAAACAGGGUAAAUUCAAGUAAGCUCGCUCUCCAAUGGCCUAAACUAGUAAAUGUUGUGCUCAAAAUGGCUGCUGCCGAGGGUAAUUUCUCCAAAGGUUGCGCGUUAUGUUUCAUAUGUGUUUACCGGAGCUGUUAUACGUUUACGAUAGUAAUUGUUUUUUUUGCUCAGUGCUACGAACCUCAGUUCAUACUGAUACUAGUAUUUGUGAUUUUGUUUCUUUGUGCUGCUCAAAUUGAGAGACAGGGUUUACAACUCAAGAACCUGCCAACUUCUUUUCAAAAAAAAUAUGGCACUUGUUCUGCUUCAGGAAUCAGGAAUACAGUGAUGUAUGCCUGGUUUGACGAAAUAUAUUUUUUGCAGCCUCACCAUUGUUUAAUUGAUACCACCACCAAAAGAGGCACAGUUAAAUUUAUCGAAAUGCCCCUCCUAUGUCUCCUUAAUUGCCAGAUCUUGCUCAUCCUCAUAUGCUAUGCACACACCACAUUUUUCAGUACACCACCUCAUAAAUCAUAAUUAUAAAUCAUGAACUAAACAAUUCUGAGCUUCUUUUAGCCUUCUAGUCUGAUCCUUA